Molecule: messenger RNA, 1821 nt
Organism: Myodes glareolus (Bank vole)
Lineage: Eukaryota; Metazoa; Chordata; Mammalia; Rodentia; Cricetidae
Source: RefSeq, a predicted model, not a curated record
GCUAGGUGAUACUGCAUCUCAAAAACCUAAAAGUGAGGAGGUGGAGAGGCACCUCAGGGGUUAAGAGCACUUGCUGCUCUUCCAGAGGACCCGAGUUUAGUUACCGGCACUCACAACUGGCCGCUCACAACUGUAACUCCAGCUCCGGUAGAGCCAGGGCUUUCUUCUGAACUCCUUGGGUACCAUGUGCAUGUGUGUACAGCACACAUACACAUACAUAAAACACUGAAGCCGGGUGUGGAGUCUCACACCUCUAACUCCAGCAAGGAGAGGCAGAGGCAGGUGUUCCAGGUCAGCCAGGGUUACACAAUGAGACCCUGUCUAUAAAUAAAUGAUGGAAGAUAUAGAAACAGGCAGUGAUGAGCCCAUGGCCUUGCCAUGCCGAGAAGUGCAGUCUCUGAGCCCCACUCAAGCCCUCCCCCGCUUCUACCUCCGGAGUCCCUGGCUUCAUCUCUGCAGCCUCCCAAAGCCGAGUCCUCUCUCCUUGGAGGCCCUCUGGCCUCUUACUUCCCUGAAGGCCACCCUUAACCCCAUCAACUCCUGGGUUUUCUUUGUUGCCUAGGCUCCAAUUCUAGUACCCUGGUUCUCGGCCCUGCCAGGGUUCUGGUUCCGGAAUGUUCUCUGCAGGUACCCUGGGCCUAGCUCCCAUCUAGACCACAGGGCAGCACUGGAGUCAUGGGCAAGACCAUUCCCCGGUGCCUGCAGCAACUGGACCUCCGCAAAAGCGUGGUGGGCCUAGCUACAGGCGCCGGGGCCGUUUACCUGCUCUACAAGGCCAUCCGGGCUGGCAUAAAAUGUCAGCCGCCCCUCUGCUCCAACUCACCCAUCUGCAUCGCCCGUGAGUGUCCGGUCCCUGGGGAGAGGGCUCUGCCCCAGGAGGCACCUGCUCCUAAGGCCUCCCCUGGGGGAAAGCCCAAAGGCCUGGCCGUUGAGAGAGAGCGCCACGGGCGGGACUCGGGAGAGAUCCGAAGACUCCUUAACUCGUUGGAGUGCAAACAGGACGAGUAUGCUAAAAGCAUGAUCCUACACAGCAUCACCCGCUGCGUGUACCUGCUGGAGGCUGAGGCCUCGGCUUGUACGACCGAUGACAUCAGCCUGGUGGGGGAGAUGCUGGAUGACAAGGACAACAGCGUCAAAAUCCAAGCUCUGAACGCUCUUAAAGCUUUCUCUGGAAUCAGGAAGUUCAGGCUCAAAAUCCAGGAACAUUCCAUCAAGGUGCUGGAGCUGAUCUCGACCAUCUGGGACACAGAGCUGCAUGUAGCUGGCCUUCGCCUCCUCAACAACCUCCCGCUCCCUGACUACGUGCACCCGCAGCUGCGGCGGGUGAUGCCCGCCCUGAUGGAGAUUAUGCAGUCGGACUAUGUCCUGGCACAGGUACAAGCUGUCCGCCUGCUGAGUUACCUGGCGCAGAAGAAUGACCUUCUCUAUGACAUUCUCAACUGUCAGGUGCAUUCCAACUUCCUGAACCUCUUCCAGUCCUCACAGCCGGGGAGUCUGCUGUUCGAGGUGCUGGUGUUUGCUGAGCGGCUGAGUGAGGGCCGGAACUCAACCCACUACCGAGCAGUGAAGUGGCAUUACAACGAGCAGUCCCUGCACGAAGCCCUCUUUGGGGAUGAGUCCAGACUGGCCGACCGACUGCUCUCCCUGGUCAUCCACCCCGAGGAGGAAGUCCAGAUCCAGGCCUGCAAAGUCAUAGUCAGCUUGCAGUGUCCCCAGGACUUGGGGUCCCGACCCUCAGCCUGCCGUCCCAGCCAUUCCUACUUUAAAAACGGGGAGUAACAUUAAGGAGAACCAAUAAAUGCAUAUGGGAGGGAAGCGUGA